AUGAGGGGUCAUGACAUGAAGAAUGCUGAACGAAUUUCCGCCAACGUGUGUCCAUCCAUGUUGGAGUACGCACCAGCAAGAAGCUUUGCGAUGCAGAUUCGCUCACAAAUUGCACCCAGGACGCUGCAAGGGAAAUACUUCUGGUUCAAAUGUCGCAAGAAAUUUGCUUUUGUACAAGCGCCGCCAGCUCCUGAACCUGAGCACGCUCAUGAGCCGACGUAUGCGGUUAACGAGGAACACCAAAAGAGUAGAGGUUCUGGUCUGUAUCCAAAAGAUGAGAAGUGGAAAAUCAGGUGGAGACGACGGAAUUAG
Molecule: messenger RNA, 312 nt
Organism: Necator americanus (New World hookworm)
Lineage: Eukaryota; Metazoa; Nematoda; Chromadorea; Rhabditida; Ancylostomatidae
Exons: 1
Coding region: 1-312 (103 amino acids)
Source: RefSeq, a predicted model, not a curated record